AUGACUGGUUUCUACAAUGAGUCUGUUCGUUGUGGUGUGAAUUGUGAUGUACCAGAUGGCGUCGUGUAUACCGAUUUACACAAAGCUGCAGAGAAAGGAGAUGAGCUUUUAAUGAAAUGUCAAUUCUAUGGUGUGCCAAUCGCCGUUUACUGGAAGAAAGGAGAUGACCCAACGAAGUCACCCAACCUGAUCACGUGGGUGGACGGGGAAUCCGAUUCCGGGUCAUGCGUUCAUGACGGAUCUUGCAAAAUGAGCAAUGACUUCUCUCUCAUCAUCAGAAAUAUAACAGUUUCGGAUCAAGGAACAUAUAUCUGCAGAGUUUCAAACUACAAAGGGAUCUUGAUUCACAACUUUACAGAAGUAAACGUCUUUGCUCCUCCGAUGGAACCCUUUCCACUUAUCGAUGAAUGUGCAGGUACACUUCCCAACGAUGCUGAACAAACCUGUAGUCUUUCAACCUCUGACAGCAUCACCAUCACAUGCUCAGCCUCAAGCUACUUUCCAGACAUCGAUCUCUUCUUCUUACACGAAUCCAAAAAGAUGGAUACAACAAAUGUCAAGGAAGUUGCAAACAUGGACGGGACGAGAAACAAAUCAAUCUCCACUGUCGCUGAACCCAGUGAAAGCCCCUAUGUUUGUGUCGCUUCGGAUAUCCCGGGAUCACAAGACCAUAGAACAGUGACUGUCACCGUGACCUUUCCAGGAUCAACUGUUGCCAUGUCAACAUCAUCCAAUCAAACCACUUCAUCUCCGGGUGGUGGUGAAACCAAAGUUGCAGAACUGCUAUUCUUAAUCGAUUGA
Molecule: messenger RNA, 801 nt
Organism: Strongylocentrotus purpuratus (purple sea urchin)
Lineage: Eukaryota; Metazoa; Echinodermata; Echinoidea; Camarodonta; Strongylocentrotidae
Product: hemicentin-1-like
Exons: 4
Coding region: 1-801 (266 amino acids)
Cellular component (GO): plasma membrane
Source: RefSeq, a predicted model, not a curated record